This is a messenger RNA of Boleophthalmus pectinirostris (great blue-spotted mudskipper), 987 nucleotides long. Its product is annotated as trace amine-associated receptor 13c-like. Gene Ontology annotation, cellular component: membrane. The coding region runs from base 1 to 987 and encodes 328 amino acids. Gene Ontology annotation, molecular function: trace-amine receptor activity. The transcript has a single exon. The record is from RefSeq and is a predicted model, not a curated record. NCBI's taxonomy places the organism in Eukaryota, Metazoa, Chordata, Actinopteri, Gobiiformes, Gobiidae. Gene Ontology annotation, biological process: G protein-coupled receptor signaling pathway.
AUGGAGGGCAGUGGGGGCUCGUCUUGGUGCUUCCCUCACUUGAACAACUCGUGCAGGCGUCUGCAGCAGCCACACUCCUCCACAGCACUCCUCUACACUCUACUGGCUCUGGUCUCUCUGCUCACUGUGGCUCUCAAUCUGCUGGUGAUCGUGUCCAUCUCUCAUUUCAGGCAGCUGCACACGCCCACCAACGCCCUGCUGCAGUCCUUGGCUGUGUCCGACCUGGUGGUGGGGCUACUGGUGAUGCCUAUAGAGGGGGUACGGCACAUGGAGAUGUGCUGGCUAAUGGGCAGGCUCCUGUGUGUGCUCACUCCAUAUGUGUCCUACUGCCUGCUGUCAGCCUCUUUAGGAAACAUGGUGCUCAUCUCCAUAGACCGCUACCUGGCCAUCUGUGACCCCCUGCUCUACUCAUCCAAAGUGAACCUGAGCAGAGUGCGAGCGCUCAUCUGUCUGUGCUGGGCCUGUUCUCUGCUCUAUAACGGCUGUAUUUUGAUAGGACACCUGAGCCAGCCCGAGCGCUACAGCACCUGUCACGGGGAGUGUGUGGUGGUUAUCAGCCACACCGCAGGGACUGUUGACCUCCUCAUUUCUUUUGUCACACCGUGCACAAUUAUGGUUGUACUGUAUCUCCGUGUGUUUGCAGCGGCUAUAGCGCAAGUACGAGCGGAUCGGUUCAGAGUAGCCUCAAAUGCACAGGAGACAGGCCCCAGAGUAAAACGCUCAGAGACGAAGGCGGCCAGGACUCUGGGCAUUGUCAUAGCAGUGUUUCUGAUGUGUUUCUGUCCUUAUUACUAUCCUGCUCUUGCAGGCGAGGACACUUCCACAAGUCUGUCCUACUAUGCACUCUUAUCCUGGAUCAUGCUGCUGAACUCAUGCAUGAACCCUCUGAUUUAUGCCAUGUUUUAUCCCUGGUUUAGGAAAGCUGUUAAACUCAUCAUCACGUUCAGAAUUUUGCAGCCCCACUCGAAAGAAGUCAUUGUCCUCUAG